CGAUAUUCCUAAGAGGACGCUAGUGCACAGAGGGAGAUUCCUCUGGUACGCUAAAUCCCGUAAGAUCAACAGUCUUUGUCAAUGUGUUAGUAUCGGUGCGUAGAGAAAAUGGCGAAUCGCACGGUAAAAGAUGCUAAGUCUAUUCGCGGGACAAAUCCGCAAUAUUUGGUAGAAAAAAUUAUCAGGUCUCGAAUAUACGAUUCCAAAUAUUGGAAGGAGGAAUGUUUCGCUUUAACGGCCGAAUUGCUAGUCGACAAGGCGAUGGAGUUGAGAUAUAUAGGAGGAGUGUAUGGCGGCAACGUGAAACCAACACCAUUUCUUUGCCUUAUAUUGAAAAUGCUGCAAAUACAGCCUGAGAAGGACAUUAUAGUAGAGUUCAUAAAGAAUGAGGAGUUUAAAUAUGUUCGAGCUUUGGGUGCUCUUUAUAUGAGACUGACAGGUUCUUCCUUGGACUGUUACAAAUACCUGGAGCCGUUGUUCAAUGACAAUAGGAAACUUAGAAUGCAAAACAAGCAGGGUGUGUACGAACUGAUACAUAUGGACGAGUUCAUCGACAAUCUCCUGAGGGAGGAAAGAAGUUGCGAUGUUAUAUUACCAAGGAUUCAAAAAAGACACGUCUUGGAAGAAAAUAAUGAGCUGGAGGCCAAGAUAUCUGCAUUGGAAGAUGACAUGGAUGAUGGUAUCGAGUCGUCAGAGGAUGAAGAGAUUGUACCUAGUAAGGAAGUACCACGCAAAAGACCGGACGAUCACGAGCGCGACAGAGAUCGCCACAGAGACAGAGACAAGAGGCAUUCUCGGUCGGAGAAGAAAUUGGAGAAAGAAAAGCAGAGGUCGAGAAGCCGAGAGAGAGACAGAGACAGAAGGGAACGUAAACGCAGUAAAUCCCCGAAAUCACACUCUUCGCACAAAGAUAAAGAAAGAGACAGAGAUCGUCACAGGAGAGACGACCGCGAGAGAGAAAGAGAGAGAGAAAGGGAAAGAGACAGGGAUCGAAGAAGGGAACGCGACAGAGCUAGGCAUUAAACUACCAAAAUAUGCAAGAGCGGAUUUUUAUCAAAUGUGGUUUAUAUGAACAAUGGAUGAAUAAGAGAGAGAGACAGAGAGAGAGAGAGAGAAAUAACCUUUUCUAGUGUUUCUUCUUUUCAGCAUUGUCUGAAUGU
This is a messenger RNA of Harpegnathos saltator (Jerdon's jumping ant), 1160 nucleotides long. RefSeq names its product pre-mRNA processing factor 38 (gene Prp38). NCBI's taxonomy places the organism in Eukaryota, Metazoa, Arthropoda, Insecta, Hymenoptera, Formicidae. The transcript is spliced from 3 exons. Bases 109 to 1023 code for a protein of 304 amino acids. The record is from RefSeq and is a predicted model, not a curated record.